Meyerozyma guilliermondii ATCC 6260 is the source of this 852-nucleotide messenger RNA. RefSeq lists its product as uncharacterized. Gene Ontology annotation, cellular component: membrane. The coding region runs from base 1 to 852 and encodes 283 amino acids. The transcript has a single exon. The record is from RefSeq and is a predicted model, not a curated record. Gene Ontology annotation, molecular function: ABC-type transporter activity. Lineage: Eukaryota; Fungi; Ascomycota; Pichiomycetes; Serinales; Debaryomycetaceae.
AUGGAAAUGGGAUACGAUUGUCCUCAACGUCAAACCACUGCUGAUUACUUGACAUCAUUGACCAAUCCUGAAGAAAGAGUGGUGUUCUCAGGUUACGAAGACAAGGUUCCAAGAACCUCAGUAGAGUUUGAGGAAUACUGGAAAAAGUCUCCACAAUACGCUGCUUUGAUCAAAGAAAUUGAUGAACACAUGGCUAAUGUUGAAGGUAACAACCAUAAAGAGCUGUACCACAACUCGCAUGUUGCCAGACAAUCUAAUCACCUUUCUCCAAGAUCUCCUUACACUGUUUCUUUCUUUAUGCAAACUAGAUACAUUAUGCAAAGAAACAUCAUGAGAUUCAAAGGUGAUCCUUCGAUUCCUAUUUUCUCCGUCUUUGGUCAGUUGGUUAUGGGUUUGAUUCUUUCUUCCGUGUUCUACAAUCUUAACCAAACUACUUCCUCCUUUUACUACCGUGGUGCCGCUAUGUUCUUCGCUGUGUUGUUUAAUGCCUUUGCUUCCUUGCUUGAGAUCAUGUCUCUUUUCGAGGCUAGACCCAUCGUCGAGAAGCAUAAGCAAUAUGCAUUAUACCGUCCAGCUGCAGAUGCUCUAGCGAGUAUUAUUACCGAGUUGCCUGUGAAGUUGACGAUGUCCAUGUCAUUCAACUUUGUCUUUUACUUUAUGGUCAACUUUAGACGGAACCCAGGUCGUUUCUUCUUCUACUGGUUAAUGUGUGGUGUUUGUACCUUGGUUAUGUCUCAUAUGUUCCGUUCUUUGGGUGCCGUUUCCACUUCUUUGGCAGGAGCUAUGACUCCAGCAACUGUCAUUUUGUUAGCCAUGGUUAUCUACACUGGGUUUUGUCAUUCCUACCCCUAA